This is a messenger RNA of Amoebophrya sp. A120, 1889 nucleotides long. Lineage: Eukaryota; Dinophyceae; Syndiniales; Amoebophryaceae. The record is from the annotation of a GenBank genome assembly.
CGAGGAGGUCAUUCGUUCGUUCUUUUUCGCGCACCAGGAGCAAGAGUCAGUGGUAGGGCUGAGGGAUGAGAAAAAUGUCGUGGAGGGCGCUUGUUUGCAGGUCGUGUUCGUUACGAUGAACAAACUUUCCGUUGCGAUACCGACCGGCUCGCACUCGCUGUAUCGGUGUAGCGUGCUGGACGACUGGAAAUCUUUUAGCGCUGAAUCUUCAUAACUGCCGGCGCAAAAUAACCAAACCGUAUUUCCUUUUAGGUGGAACUUAUCCUUUCUUCUCUAGUUUACCCUUCUCGGCUACCCCCAACAUGGCCCGGCGCGGGGGAGACAACUUUGCGCGAGAGGCCCAGCUAUGAAAUGCAAAAGCAUCUUACUUCUAGUAGUACAAAUCGCAUGACAAAUUUCAUCAGCAUGAGAAAUAGAAUUUGUAAUGCGGAUUUACAUUGAGAAAAAAAUCUGUAAUGCAUGACUGCGAUAAUUACUACGAGUGGGAGUGCGAUACUUUUGCACAGGAUACCAGCAGCCGGUGAUCCAGGACCGGGUGUACAAAGAGUGCGCCUAGUAUCUACAAGAAAAGAGCCAUCCACAUCCAAUUUGUCAUGCAAAAUGUGCAUAAAUGCCACUAUUUGUCAUGCAAAAAAUGGAUGGGGAUGGUUGUUUUGUUAUGGAUACCCACAAGGAGUGGAUCACGCACAAAUUUAACAGCGUCAAGGUCGAAGCCUGGGGCGACAAGCCGGUGGCGCCCAAAGUCACCGUCGCCAUGUAUGGUGUUCUCAAUUGUUACAUUCUCAACUGUUACAUGAAUUUGUCAUACAGAACCCCAAUCAGAUUCGACGCGAUCAAGCUGCUGCGCAUUACAAAUUCUGGAAGGCCCAAACAGGCUGAGAAUCUGCGCGAAAUCUGUCAUGCAAGAGACGCAGUCUUCGCCCUUUCAGUUUUGCCAUUCUUGCAUCACAAAUUCAUGUAACACUUGAGAAUGUAACUUUUGAGAACGCCAUACCAUGGAGCACUUCGCGCCGCCGAAAGCGUAUUUUUUUUGGUAAAACAAGGAAUCAAGUUGAGGUCAUGGAAUCAAGUUAACUGGAAUCAAGUUAGGCCUGGAAUCAGGUUAUAUGGAAUCAAGUUAAACCCGGAAUCAAGUUACAUGGAAUCAAGUUACUAUCUGGAAUCUAUCAAGUGGUGGAAUGGAAUCAAGUAAACCACCACGACAACUUCAUCCCCAUCAGUCCUUCGCCUCGCAAUGCCUCCCCUUGGAAGAAUCUAUCUGCUGCGCUUUUUGUGUUUUGUGGCUUCCACACCCUCGCGCCUAAAGUUCUCCGCUAUUUUUUUUGAAAGGCGGCCACGUUCAUCAAAGGUGUCUGGCUUUUCUUCCUCUGGUCGAUAGAGACGUGGCGAGUAAUGUUAUAGCUAACCUUCGCGCGCCCGUCUUGUUUUACGGCUCUUUGCCGAAAGUUUUCGAGGCUUUCGCCUUGCGAAGUUCCAGGGAGGGAUUCCAUUUGUGUCUCCUUCCCUCGGAAGGGGUGUGUCUCUGGGAAUUCCGUCUUCAUUUCGCCUUCCCUCGGAAGAUCCAUCCGUCCCUCUCGGAGUUACAUUCCCGCUUCGCCUCCUCUCGGGAGACCCAUUGCUCAUGGGAUUCCGUUUCCAUUUCGCCUUCCUGGGGAUGGUGUCAGUCUCGGGGGAUUCCGUUUUGCCUUCCUGCGGAAGGUGUCUCGGGGGCCGCCAUUUCGCCUUCCUUGCCCUCUUUUAGGUCUCUCCCUGGCGGAAGGACCGCUGCUUGAUUGCCUCUUGGGGGAGUGUGAGUUGUUUAUUUCCUGGCUGGCGCGAAGCUUUCGCCAUCGACUCCAGAUUGAUGAAUGGCCCGAGCUUAUUGACACCUCCUGCGCGACGUGGGUGGU